Molecule: messenger RNA, 2242 nt
Organism: Vicugna pacos (alpaca)
Lineage: Eukaryota; Metazoa; Chordata; Mammalia; Artiodactyla; Camelidae
Gene: TRIM8
Product: tripartite motif containing 8
Source: RefSeq, a predicted model, not a curated record
UGCGGUUCCCGGGGCUCUGUCCGCCGGGGGCGCGCCCCAAGUCAGCCGCGGGGCCGAGCGGAGGCCGCGGGCCGCAGUUGCCCUAGCCGCACCGACUGGGAGGCGGCCUCUUAUAUGGAAUUUGGACCCCGGCGCUCCCCUCUAGGGCUGGUGCCCCGGCCGCGGCCCUGGCGCAGUCCGCCGCCUCCCGCUAGGCACUCGGGAGGAGGAGGAGGAGGAGGAGACGCAGCCCGCUGCGCGCGCGGCGUGAGGACCAAGGCUCCCUCCUCUGGGGGGCGGGCGCGCGGAAGGCGCUGGUGACUGAGCGACUGUCGGGGCUCAGUGGUCCUAGAGCUGCACUGGACGGACCCCCAGGGUUGGGGAGUUGGGGAGACCUGCCCGGACUCCCUGCCCGCAGCCGCCAUGGCGGAGAAUUGGAAGAACUGCUUCGAGGAGGAACUCAUCUGCCCCAUCUGCCUGCAUGUCUUCGUGGAGCCGGUGCAAUUGCCGUGCAAACACAACUUCUGUCGGGGCUGCAUUGGCGAGGCGUGGGCCAAGGACAGCGGCCUGGUGCGCUGCCCGGAGUGCAACCAGGCCUACAACCAGAAGCCGGGCCUGGAGAAGAACCUGAAGCUCACUAACAUCGUGGAGAAGUUCAACGCCCUGCACGUGGAGAAGCCGCCGGCGGCGCUGCACUGCGUGUUUUGCCGCCGCGGCCCCCCGCUGCCCGCGCAGAAGGUCUGCCUGCGCUGCGAGGCGCCCUGCUGCCAGUCCCACGUGCAGACGCACCUGCAGCAGCCCUCCACCGCCCGCGGGCACCUCCUGGUGGAGGCGGACGACGUGCGGGCUUGGAGCUGCCCGCAGCACAACGCCUACCGCCUUUACCACUGCGAGGCCGAGCAGGUGGCCGUGUGCCAGUACUGCUGCUACUACAGCGGUGCGCAUCAGGGACACUCGGUGUGCGACGUGGAGAUCCGUAGGAAUGAGAUCCGGAAGAUGCUGAUGAAGCAGCAGGACCGGCUGGAGGAGCGAGAACAGGACAUUGAGGACCAGCUGUACAAACUCGAGUCAGACAAGCGCCUGGUGGAGGAGAAGGUGAGCCAACUGAAGGAGGAAGUGCGGCUGCAGUACGAGAAGCUGCACCAGCUGCUGGACGAGGACCUGCGGCAGACGGUGGAGGUCCUGGACAAGGCCCAGGCCAAGUUCUGCAGCGAGAACGCAGCGCAGGCGCUGCAUCUCGGGGAGCGCAUGCAGGAGGCCAAGAAGCUGCUGGGCUCCCUGCAGCUGCUCUUCGACAAGACAGAGGAUGUCAGCUUCAUGAAGAACACCAAGUCUGUGAAAAUCCUAAUGGACAGGACCCAGACCUGCACGGGCAGCAGCCUUUCUCCCCCUAAGAUCGGCCACCUGAACUCCAAGCUCUUCCUGAACGAGGUGGCCAAGAAGGAGAAGCAGCUGCGGAAGAUGCUAGAAGGCCCCUUCAGCACACCGGUGCCCUUCCUGCAGAGCGUCCCCCUGUACCCCUGUGGCGUGAGCAGCUCUGGGGCGGAAAAACGCAAGCACUCAACAGCCUUCCCUGAGGCCAGUUUCCUAGAGACAUCGUCGGGCCCCGUGGGCAGCCAGUAUGGGGCAGCGGGUGCCACCAGCGGCGAGGGCCAGUCAGGGCAGCCCCUGGGCCCCUGCAGCUCCACGCAGCACUUGGUGGCCCUGCCGGGCAGCACCCAACCAGUGCACUCAAGUCCUGUGUUCCCCCCAUCGCAGUAUCCCAAUGGCUCUGCCGCCCAGCAGCCCAUGCUCCCCCAGUAUGGCGGCCGCAAGAUUCUCGUCUGUUCUGUGGACAACUGUUACUGUUCUUCCGUGGCCAACCACGGCGGCCACCAGCCCUACCCCCGCUCCGGCCACUUCCCCUGGACAGUGCCCUCACAGGAGUACUCACACCCGCUCCCGCCCACACCCUCCGUCCCCCAGUCCCUUCCCGGCCUGGCGGUCAGAGACUGGCUCGACGCCUCCCAGCAGCCUGGCCACCAGGAUUUCUACAGGGUGUAUGGGCAGCCGUCCACCAAACACUACGUGACGAGCUAACGCCACGCGGGCAGUGGGGCGCUGGGGAGUCCUCCCCCCCAGUUCUCGAUGGCUCGGGAAUGAUGCAUCCAGAGACCUGCCCUUCUACCUUCCUGUCCUCCCGCCCUUCCUCCUUCAUUCCCCCAAGUCUUUUCCUUUUGGAUUUUGUUUUGUUUGGGGCUUGUUUUGAUUUUUUUUUUUUUUA